Odobenus rosmarus divergens (Pacific walrus) is the source of this 951-nucleotide messenger RNA. RefSeq names its product ribosomal protein L37a (gene RPL37A). Gene Ontology annotation, cellular component: ribosome. The record is from RefSeq and is a predicted model, not a curated record. The transcript is spliced from 4 exons. Gene Ontology annotation, molecular function: structural constituent of ribosome. Gene Ontology annotation, biological process: translation. NCBI's taxonomy places the organism in Eukaryota, Metazoa, Chordata, Mammalia, Carnivora, Odobenidae. The coding region runs from base 62 to 340 and encodes 92 amino acids.
UAAAACUGCACUUGCGCACUGAGUCUCUUCCUCUCUGGGCCCAGACCUAGUUUGCGGCGACAUGGCUAAACGCACCAAGAAGGUCGGAAUCGUGGGUAAAUACGGGACCCGUUAUGGUGCCUCCCUCAGGAAAAUGGUGAAGAAGAUUGAAAUAAGCCAGCACGCCAAGUACACUUGCUCCUUCUGUGGCAAAACAAAGAUGAAAAGACGAGCUGUGGGGAUCUGGCAUUGUGGCUCCUGCAUGAAAACCGUCGCUGGUGGCGCUUGGACCUACAACACCACUUCUGCUGUCACAGUAAAGUCUGCUAUCAGAAGACUGAAGGAGUUGAAAGACCAGUAGAAGCUUCAUCAUUUGAAACAUUACUAGCCUAUAAUAAAUGGGUUAAUUUAUGUAACAAAAUUACUUUGGCUUGUUGUUAAAUUUAUUAAUUAGAUCUUUCAAUUUGUGUUGCAUUAGUUUUGCUUUCUCAAAGGCCUUGGAAAUUAAAAAUCCUUCUAAUUUUUAUUGGAAAAGCGUGCUGAGAUUGGAUUUUCCUAAUACAGCUUUUUUUUUUUUUCCUGUAGUCAAAUGAUAGAUAUAAGAAUAUAAGUCUUAGAGGUUGGAUAUGUGUCUUUGCUUUCUGUAGGUGUAUCCUUGGCCAAUUCAACUUUUUUGAGCUACAUUAAUUCAAAUUGUGAGGACUUUUGUUUUUAGAUCAUGGUUAAUUUUUUUGUUUCUAAAGGUAGGAUGACAUAUACUGCCUUCUAACUUAAUGGGUGUUUUGUCUCACCACACGUUUUAUCAGCAUCUUCAGGAAACAAUAUGAAGCAAUUAGAAUUUUAGGACAGAUUUUGCAGAUGUCUACACCAUUCUCCAUUUUUCACUUUGCAAAGAAGGAUGGACAGGAUUGAAUUACACAAGUUGGUGUAGAUGGUCAGUUACACUAAUAAACAUGAAGAUCCGUGGAGGAA